UCCAUGAAAAUCGAAGAUCCAGCGUGUUGUGGUUCCGGAUGUACCAACUGUGUGCUGGAUGUGAAACCUUCGAAGCAUGCGCUUCCUGCUGAUGUGACGAACGUUUUCGAUCGAACAUACAAAACGUUCGUGUGCGAAGCAAUCACUCAGGCAACGACGAAUGUAUUCCUGUUCCGGUUCCGAUACGUUCCCAGUGCGGUGGUCAUCGAUCGAGAGCGUCUGAUUGUACCUCCUGGAUGUCAUUUAAUGCUAAGAACGCUUAGAACGUACAACUCGGCCAGUAUAGGAAACCAUCUGUUUGAAGCCUGGCGCGAAGAGUCCUCAAUCGUGGCAAUCGAUUCCUCCUCUGUCGGGAUUGUAAAGAAAGCGAUAGAAAAGCAUGAUAAAGCUGAAGAUGACCUUUACUUUAGCCGUCCGUACACGCCGAUUGCUUUCGAUCCAGAGCAGGGUACAUUCGAUGUACUGAUAAAGCUGGAACCUGGCGGUCUCAUGUCCAACUACCUAGCAACCCUCACAGUCGGAUGUCACACCGAAUGGAAAGGAGUUUACGGGGAUUUUCUAUGGCAACGUAACCAACACCGUACCGUGGUUGCGUUCGUGCAAGGCGUUGCCAUAGCACCGGUCUACAGCACGCUGCGUGCGAUUCUAGACGAUGAUGAGGAUGAAACCCGACUCAUGCUUUGCGCAUGCUUUCGCGAUCUUCCCAACGUGCUUUUACGGGACGACCUGCACGCAUUGGCAAGCUACUGGAACUUCAAAUAUGCCAUCUACCUAUCCCGUCGAAGCUGUGCGUGUCACGAAAACCUGGAAAACUGUACUUGCAAUGCGAAAUACCAUCUCCGAUACAAUGAACCAAUCUACGAUCGACGGCUCGAAGCGGAAGACAUCGAACGGCUGCUCGGAAGAGCACUUUCGGACGGCAAACAAUCACUUCUAGUAUUACUUUGCGGCACGGUACCGUUUACCGCGUUUAUCAAGACUAGUCUAGCGAAGAUGGAAAUAGAAAAUUGUUACACGUUUUGAAAA
Molecule: messenger RNA, 1026 nt
Organism: Anopheles maculipalpis
Lineage: Eukaryota; Metazoa; Arthropoda; Insecta; Diptera; Culicidae
Product: NADH-cytochrome b5 reductase-like
Exons: 1
Coding region: 4-1023 (339 amino acids)
Molecular function (GO): oxidoreductase activity
Source: RefSeq, a predicted model, not a curated record